GUGUGUCUUUUGGUUUUGGUUGUAAAUUCUGACUUUAAAUCUCUCUAAUUUGUCGUUGAAUGUGUUUAGCGGAGCAGCAGCUAAAGGCGCUUUAUUGUUAGCUGUUAGCUUGUUAGCAGAGUUUCCAUUUAACUUUGCAGUUUGAGCAAAGCAUUUUCUUGUAGCUGUUUACUUUGACAACCUUGCGAAUAAAGAGAAAGCGACUUUGAGAAACAUCUGAAGCUGUGAUGGAAACAGCAGCAGAACAAACUACUGAAAAAAGGACCGAUGUGGCAGUAAAGGGUGAAGCUGCCAUCAAACCAGAAUUUCUUAGCACCAAAGAAAAAUUUCACGGGUUUGUAGACUCAGAGUGGCAGGGCUCAAAAGGAGGUGAUAAUGAUGCAGAUGAAGAGCCAAAGACAAUGUGUGCGGAGGAACCUGAACCUAAAAAGCUCAAACUGGACUCUGAAGAGAGGAACAGUUCGGGAAAACCGGACGGUAAACGUCUUCGGGGGCAGAACAAGUCGAGGCCACACACUAAGCCGACCACAUAUGAUGAAAAACGAUUGUGUCUCUCAGUCAUUCAGAGCAACAGGGAAUGCCCCUUUGGAGACAAAUGCCACUUCCACCAUAACGUUGCAGACUACAUGUCCUCCAAGCCCGCUGACAUCGGGGAAAGCUGCUACCUUUAUGAAACGUAUGGAAAGUGUACAUACGGUCUCUCAUGCCGCUUUGCCAAGGCACACACUACGCCUGACUUCAAAACCACGGAGAAGGCAGAUCUAGUUAAAGCCUACGAAGGCAGGAUUGUGGUGAAGAACAGCUUGAGUAAAGACCUCCAGAAUCGUCUGAGGAAGCGUUCGGUGCCCUUCGAAAAGUCAGCAGAGUACCUGAAAACACUGGCAAACGGCAAAGACAAAAGAGAGCAGCAAGGGAACGGUAAUGCGUGUGCAGCUGAAGUAUCUGCAGAUCCAACAGGAGAGAAGCAACAUUCAUCUACUGAGGCACAAACAGAGCUGCAGGCCAGCCCAGAUAAACAGCCUCCAAUAAAAACUGUCGGCGCAUUGACUGAUGCAGAUGUCAUCAAGUUACGCUCAUGUGAAAAGAAGCAGCUGGACUUCACAGACAAGCUCUACCUCGCUCCUCUAACAACUUGUGGAAAUCUGCCUUUCCGUCGCGUGUGCAAGCGCUUUGGUGCCGACAUCACCUGUGGAGAGAUGGCCAUGUGCACAAACCUGCUGCAGGGCCAGCAGUCAGAGUGGGCCCUGCUGAAGAGGCAUGAAAGUGAAGAUAUUUUUGGUGUCCAGGUGGAGGGUUGUUUCCCCGACACCAUGACAAGAUGUGCAGAACUCAUCAACAACAACACGGAUGUUGAUUUUGUUGACAUCAACUCUGGAUGCCCCAUCGAUCUUGUUUACAAGAAGGGCGGAGGCUGCGGCUUGAUGACACGCACCAGAAAAUUUGAACAGAUAGUCAAAGGAAUGAAUUAUGUCCUCGAUGUCCCUUUAACAGUGAAGAUCCGCACUGGUGUUCAGGAGAAGUCCAACAUAGCACAUAAACUCAUCCCAGAGAUGAAGAAUUGGGGCGUCUCCAUGAUCACAUUGCAUGGCAGGUCCAGGGAGCAGCGCUACACUAAGUUAGCUGACUGGGACUAUAUAACCACAUGUGCUAAGCUGGCCAGCCCUGUCCCACUGUUUGGUAAUGGAGACAUUCUGUCAUAUGAAGAUGCCAUGAAAGCCAGAGAGACCGGAGUUUCUGGUAUCAUGAUUGCAAGGGGUGCCCUCAUUAAGCCCUGGAUCUUCACUGAGAUAAAGGAGAGCAGACACUGGGACAUCUCGUCCACUGAGCGACUGGACAUCCUGAAGGAUUUCACCAACUUUGGCCUGGAGCACUGGGGCUCCGACACUCGAGGUGUGGAGAAGACCAGAACCUUCAUGCUGGAGUGGCUCUCCUUUAUGUGCAGAUAUAUACCUGUGGGGCUGUUGGAACGAGUGCCUCAGAAGAUCAAUGAGAGACCUCCGUACUACAUGGGCAGGAACUAUCUGGAGUCGCUGAUGGCCAGUCAAAAUGUUGGGGACUGGGUCAGGAUCAGUGAAAUGCUGCUCGGACCCGUGCCGAAGAACUUCAACUUUCUGCCCAAACAUAAAGCCAACGCCUACAAGUGAUUUUCUUUCAAUGUGACUGAAAAACAUCCAUGUUUUUGUGUUUGUUUGAUAAAGGAAAGAAGCUUUUUUUGUGUUUUAAAUGCAAAAGGCUAUUUAAUGGUCUGUUUAUUGAACCUGUGGAUGUUUGUGUACUUCAAAUGUAUGCAAUAAAUUCCUUUACCACCUUAA
Molecule: messenger RNA, 2312 nt
Organism: Amphiprion ocellaris (clown anemonefish)
Lineage: Eukaryota; Metazoa; Chordata; Actinopteri; Pomacentridae
Gene: dus3l
Product: dihydrouridine synthase 3-like (S. cerevisiae)
Exons: 16
Coding region: 228-2144 (638 amino acids)
Biological process (GO): tRNA processing
Molecular function (GO): tRNA dihydrouridine synthase activity; RNA binding; metal ion binding
Source: RefSeq, a predicted model, not a curated record